AUGUUUCGAGUCAAAAGUACAAGGACCUCAGUGUUUCAAAGUGUUGCAAAGAUAUCAAGACCUACUCACUCAAAGGUUUGUAAUCAUUUUGCUUAAAUCGACAAUGAAUGAGUGGAUCAAAUUUUUGGUUUCUUAUUUUUAGGGCUAGUUUUAGCUAGGGACUUGAUCUCCACUUAGCUUGAAGUUUACUAACUUGCAAUUUAUUUUCGACUUUUCUGCUCUAUUUUCUUAUUAUUUUUAAGGGCCAAAUAUGUCCAUCAAAGAAAUCCUUACAAUUGAAGUUACAAAGGUGUAAAUCAACAGCAAAAAAUCCACCCAAGUAAGUUCAUAAAAACAUGCGUAAUAAUACUUAUACACAUUACAAUAUUGAUGUGUAAAUAAACUAAAUGGAUGGUCUUUUUGGUGGGUAAGGUACACGUAAAAAUAGCCAAGCGUUUUCAGUUAUCGUAUGUAAGUCCAAGCACCCAUAGAAUGCAAUUCAAGGUUGACCUCAUGCUCUGAUGAUGCGAGUUCAGUCUAGUCAUUUAGGAGUUCCCUUAGUGUCAAUGUAUUCAGCACAAGUUAUACCUUGGGCUUGAUCACCAGCCGCUGAUCGGGAAACGAACCCUUGCUCCUCCCCCUGAACAGAUGGCUGGACGCGUGGGUUUACUGUUACCAAUAUGUUGUCUUUAGUAUUCUGCCUAAGUUGUCAUGUUAUUUACCCUGCUAGCUGAGUUGCUUCGAUCUUUCCUAGAUAAGCCAGGAUCUUUUCUAGAUAAGUCUGACUUAUCUAGGAAAGAUCAAAAGGACUCUGCUAGCCGGUUACUUGUUAUUCUGCUUAAAAAAAGAACUUUCUGUAUAUCCUUGUUUCAAGGUCAACAAAAAGCUCAUCAACCUGGAAGAUAAUAGGAGGAGUAACGGCUGUGUGCGGUGGAAGUCUGGCUGGGGCUGCACUAGGAUAUCAUUACAGUACUGAAUUCCGCCAUCUGGUGCAGGAAAAUCUCCCAGUUAUUGAACCAUUACUCAGCUCCUUAAAUUCAUAUUUAGAUAACCAAAAUCAGCGAGCAGGAACAAAACAAACUAAUGUUCAAGAAGAUGCUAGAAAACUGCCAUUUUCCAGUGAGCCUUUAAAUCUUGGUGCUCAGAAGGUAAAGCAAUAAAAAUUAUGUGACAUCUGAUCAUUUUGUACAAUGCAUCUGUUUUGUAAAAUUUAGAAAGGGUCUUGAAGUGUUCAACCGAUUCAGCACCAUCCGACAAAGGGAGAUGAUGUUGGGUAGUGUUGGAUGGUUUGUUGAAAUACACCAAACACUGUCCAACAAAUUGCUUAGGAAAAUUUAGUCAAAAAUGUUUCUAGACUGAUUAUGUCUUUGAAAACUUUAAACACAGCAACGCUUGUUUUUGCUACUAAAUUAAAAUAUAAUGCAAAAGCUGUUCGAGUGUGAAACAUCAAAAUAUGGGCAUGGAAUGCAUCUUCUCUGCAUUUGCAAUGCAUGUGAACUUUGAGUACAUUGCUUUACUUAUAUCUUUCUUAGGAUGAUGCUUUUCCUCUCAAAAAACCUGCCAAUUCUGUGGCUGGAAAGAAAGAGCCAAUAGCAUCGGUUUCAUCAAUUGAUCAAACAGCCAUCUCAGCAGUAGAUCUUGCAAUAGCCUCUACAGUGGAGAAAGAAGCUAGACAGGUUAAUCAUAAAACUGAGACCAAACCUGAUUCUUCUCAUGACACUGUAACUGUNCUGAUUAUGUCUUUGAAAACUUUAAACACAGCAACGCUUGUUUUUGCUACUAAAUUAAAAUAUAAUGCAAAAGCUGUUCGAGUGUGAAACAUCAAAAUAUGGGCAUGGAAUGCAUCUUCUCUGCAUUUGCAAUGCAUGUGAACUUUGAGUACAUUGCUUUACUUAUAUCUUUCUUAGGAUGAUGCUUUUCCUCUCAAAAAACCUGCCAAUUCUGUGGCUGGAAAGAAAGAGCCAAUAGCAUCGGUUUCAUCAAUUGAUCAAACAGCCAUCUCAGCAGUAGAUCUUGCAAUAGCCUCUACAGUGGAGAAAGAAGCUAGACAGGUUAAUCAUAAAACUGAGACCAAACCUGAUUCUUCUCAUGACACUGUAACUGUACAGCAGCCACCAAAGAGUGAGCGGGAUAAGGUGGAGUCUGCGACAGCAGCAGUAUCAGUGCUAGACCAUAUUGGAGUAUCAUCUAUAGACCUUGAUGUUGCUGCAUCUGUUGAGAAAGAGGCUGAUGCUGCGAAAGCAGAUAAAAUAUCAAAGCAAUCAGGGGAGUCAGGUGAAAAGGAGAAACAAGUUGAGUUGCAGGAAAUUAGAGGUUAGGAUAGCUGUGUUAUUUGAUGAUUAAUAAAGUUCAGAUAUAACGAACACUCUGAUUGGUUGAGAAAGGGUGCUUAUGAGGGCAUAAAACACAGAUCUAAAGCUUUCGCAAUACAUGUAGUUGUUUUUUAAUAUUAGAAAGUAAUGCAUGGGAAAUUUAACAGUUUCUUUAUUAUAAAACCAACAAAGAAGCCUGACUGUUUAGGAAGCAGCUGGAGCACUCAAGAAGUAGGCAGAAACAGUCAACUACUGUAUGUCAUUUGUUUCCCUUACACUUCUUUCAUACCCGCUACCUGUAUGAUUAAUAACAGAACAGAGCUUAUUCAACCAUUUCAGGGUGUCUUUAUUUGUUAAAUAAUGUAAAAGAUAAAAAUAGUAAUGCGACCAGCAGACCUUUAUGUUCAUUUACAGUAGUGAGCCAAUGGCAAGCAAGUGUAAAUCUGUACAAAUCUGAUGUGAAACCAGCUAAGCAUUUUGGGUUUUUAUUACGUUGCUGUUAACUUGAGUUGUCUAAAUGAGAGUUGUAUGUAAAUGAGCACAACUCUGCUUCCUGUUUUAUACUGAAACACUCAUGAGACACUAUUUUGUUUUGAAGGGUAGCAAAGAGGAGGCAGUGUGGCUGAGUGGUCAGGACUGUUGGACUGGCAAUCCGGCCUUCCCGGGUCCAAAUCCUGCUCUGGCCACUCCCUGGAUUUGAUCUUGGUCGUCCCAAUUUCAAAUCCUUGGCAACACUUGAAAAUAGCCAACUGGUUGCCUCUUGCCCAGUUGGGGUUUAUAAUCCUAUUAGGUUCUAUUUAAAUUCUAGUUGCACUUUCCACAGUAGACAAACCUUUAAACCUUUAAUCUUUAAUAGAAGCUGUAGGUGGUGGAGAACUUAGAAGAGUAUGAUAUGAAACAGUAGUAACAGGUUUUUUUAAUCCUUGAAUGCAGCAGAAGUGGAUACUAGCCUUACAGAAAAGGAAGUUGAAGCAAUGGUCGAUAAAACAGCCAUGGAACUCAUGGUUCAUCAGGCCCUUGCCAAAUUACAAGCCAUUGGUCAAGAUGCCGUAGAAGCACAUCAGAAAGCAGCAGGCGCUGUCAAAGCCCAUGUUGAGCAACUCAAGGCUGCUUUGGCUCAGUCACAACAGGAAGGAAGUUUGAAGGAUCUUAGUGAUAUGGUGCUGAAUUCUCAAAAGGUUGCAACAGACUGUGUUGCUGCAGCCAAAGCUGCACAGGUAUGUGAAACAAUGUUUGUAGACCACUGUGGUGUCUUCCUCUGGAACUACAGAUUUCUCAAAAAAUCUAACCAUUGCAAGAGGUUAGUCUAUUUAUCCAGUAUAGUUGUUGUACUGUCUAUGGUGCAGGUCAAAAUAAUACUAUAUUCAGGUUAACCUAGGCUGACUCUCAAUUUCCUUUGUCUAGGAGACAAAGAGAAAUUGAGAAUCAACCUACUGUAAGUUAAAAAAAAUUGACCUGAAUUUAAUUUUGACCUGUAACAUGUACAUACCUUUGUCACAUGUUUUGCCACAUUACAUAAAAAUUAACCUUUCACUCCCAAAGUAAAUGAUGGAUCUUCCAACGCAGUUCAAACUUAUGAGUUUCUGGAUGAAAUUAUGUGAUUUGGCCAUCCAAGUAAAUCCAAUAGUACUUUCUUUAAUUAUAAAAUGGAAAUGAAAUUUGGAAAUUUUCGUCAAAUUUUUACUUGUGGCCACUUCCAAGAGUGAUAAGGUGAAGUAGCCCUGCAGAAGUACAAGAAAAGAGCUGUGUACAUGUAGUUAGUAAGAACUGGAACAUGCAAAAAGCUUAAUGCUGCUCAGUGAAUCUCCAUCUGAUGACUAACCACAUAAAUAAUUUAUUGUAUGAUAAAGCUGCAACAUUAUGGCAUCCAUACUUGUGUUUCUUUGGCCAACCCUCAGUCAACCCUUUUGUUUGUGUAGGUAAGAGUAAACGAAGAAGUAGAAAAGCUGCAUUCUUACUAG
Messenger RNA from Porites evermanni, 4252 nucleotides. Lineage: Eukaryota; Metazoa; Cnidaria; Anthozoa; Scleractinia; Poritidae. The record is from the annotation of a GenBank genome assembly.